Molecule: messenger RNA, 1416 nt
Organism: Anopheles funestus (African malaria mosquito)
Lineage: Eukaryota; Metazoa; Arthropoda; Insecta; Diptera; Culicidae
Exons: 3
Coding region: 658-1350 (230 amino acids)
Source: RefSeq, a predicted model, not a curated record
UCGACACGUAUUCUAUGGAGAUCUUCCGAUCUGUAAUUGUAAUUAUAAAUGGAUAAUAAUCAUUAUCAGUUAGAGGCGUCUAGAUUGAAAGAAAUUGAUUCUUUGGAAUUAAAAACAGAAAUUAGAAAAAAAACUAAUAAACAAUUCUGUAUAGCCCGGCUACUGCAAUCUUGGGCGAAUCUGCUGUCUUCUGCUUCAAGAAUGAUGAUCUGUCUUCAGACAAUGAUGAUACUUAAAAAUCUAUUAAUGAUGGUGGCGACAUCUGACAUCAAUACUACAGAAACUCAUUUGUACUCUUAAUACUUUACAGUUUACUAUGGAAUAUAAUUCUUUUAAAACACACUUUGUGCUAGAUGCUAGGUUGCAGUGUUUAGCGACGAGGAAACCGUUAAGAGAUAAGUAAUAGAAAAUUUUCGUUCAAGCUACGCUCCAGUUCCUCACAUAACAUCCUACUUUUGAGACAGUCGCAGCGGAACGCGUUACAAUGACAGUGAAACUAUAGCCAAAGCGCAACGAUGAUUAAGCCACUACUGCUGCAGUACUGCAUUUCAUUACCAACUUUGCGGCAGAGAAGACCUCGCUUUCAACGCUUUUCCGCAAGGCACGGCAGAGAAAAAAAGCUGACCCAUCGUGCUACAAAGAAUAUAUAUUUUUUAAAUGACCUCUUUAUUUGUCCGCCGGUAUGGUCAAAGAUUGGGUUUUGUUACUACAUGGUACCUAGUGAUGGUUACCCUAAGUGAAGUUGUUUCCGCACGCAACGAUAACGUCACCGAUAGCGGCAUACUGUACGAUGACCAUUUGAAGUGGAACGAUUAUCGCUAUUUGGAAGGACUGCCGCUGGAACAAUUACUACUACUGCAGCGGAAAGUCGGUGAGCUGAGAAAUAGUUUCUUUUCGAACGCCACCACCAAUGAACCGGAGGCAGAAACACGCGAAAUGCCCGAAGGCGAUGACCAUACGGGCAAAAACGAUCGUCAGCAUAUGUUUGCUUCGCCACUAAAGAUGCCAAACACCGUGGACAGGAGGUCCUCCGUAGAGCCGUGGAACACAAAACCAUCCAAGGUUCAAAAAAUAUUUCAAAUUAGCAUUACGGGUUUAGCAUUUUUGGCAUUUGCUGGUUACCUGCUGUGCAUGAUCGUACAGGCAAUCAAGAGCAAAGGUACGACCUACUACCAUCCCACGAUCACCGGAACGGCCACGCUAACGUCGGCGAUCAAAAAGCGAAAACCAUUCAUGCGCCGCAAGCGAGAUCUGACCUACAUAACGCCCUUGGAUGCGUAUGAUCCAGGGCAGUUGCAUCAGAUGCUUGUUGCAUUUGCCGAAGGGUAUGCAAAGGGUCCCGGAAGCUGAUCCAACCGAACUCCGGUGAAGAUGCUUUUUUGGGAAGAUGGCAUCGCUCCAUUACUCACCUGGUAU